AUGUAUGCUCUCGAAAUCUCAUAUCCCACACUCCGCGAGGCUGAUCAGCCCUGUAGAUACGGCCCCAUCUUCUUGGGGGUGGUCAUCAACAUCCUCCUAUACGGAAUCAUGACGACACAGACGUACCUAUACUUUGCAACGUUUCGGAACGAUCGUCUUUGGAUGAAAGUAUUCGUCGGUGUGCUAUUCGUCGCUGACACGGCGAAUACGGUGUUCGAUACCGUUUUCCUAUACGAAAGGCUCAUCGCCAAUUACAGUACGCGAAAGCUUACCAUUCCCCAUUCAUGGACGCUCAUCCGCUUGCGGUGUGUUCCAUGCGUUGCAGUGGGUGGCCUCGCGACUGCUAUAGCGUGUGGUAUCGUCACGCAGUUCCAGGAAUUCCAUAAGUUCCAAUCGGUCGUCAUCGUCUGGCUCGUUGGGGCGGCCGUCGCUGACGUUGCGAUCGCUAUUGCCCUCGUGUCCCACCUGCGCACGCACCGGACUGGCUUUGUUGCGACUGACGAUAUUAUCACGAGACUGACGAGAAUGACUGUAUCUACCGGCGCGAUCACCGCUGUGUGCGCGACUGUCGAUUUGAUUGCUUUCUUGGCCAGCACUUCUGGCCUCCACCUCGUGUUCAACAUGCCCCUAGCAAAACUGUACACCAACUCCCUGCUAUCCUCGUGA
This is a messenger RNA of Punctularia strigosozonata HHB-11173 SS5, 666 nucleotides long. RefSeq lists its product as uncharacterized. The transcript is spliced from 7 exons. Bases 1 to 666 code for a protein of 221 amino acids. NCBI's taxonomy places the organism in Eukaryota, Fungi, Basidiomycota, Agaricomycetes, Corticiales, Punctulariaceae. The record is from RefSeq and is a predicted model, not a curated record.